AUGUUUUUUAUUGGUCUAAUUAAUAGUUUGUUUUCGUUUAUAACAUUUCAAAACAAAGAAUUACGAAAAGUUGGUUGUGGAAUACAUCUACUUAUGUCAUCAAUCACUUCACUCAUCACGAUUUCAAUUGUUACAGUGAAGUUUUUCUUUGUUCUUUUCACUCAUAUCGAUAUAAAAUAUGUACAUCCAUCAAUCAUUUCUGGUGGUUGUAUUUCUAUUGAACCUCUUGUGAAAUUAUUUGUUUUUCUGGAUGGUUGGUUAAAUGCCUGUGUCGCUAUUGAACGAACAAUACAAGUUUUCCACGGUACUAGUUUCAAUAAAGAGAAAAGCACGCGUGUUGCUCGAUGGGUCAUUUUAUUAUUACCGUUCGGAAUCAUGGGUACGAUCAUUCAUGAACCUAUAUAUCGCCGAAUUUUCCGAACCAAAGGUUUUAAGCCUUUUAUAACUACUGAUAAACAUGAAAAAAAAUUCUGGUGCUUGACUCGUUACUCACCUGUCAUUCAAACUUAUAAUACAAUUAUUUUAUUUUUUCAUCUGGUUGCUCCAUGUAUCAUCAAUCUUUUUUCGGCUUUGUUCAUUAUCAUUCAAGUUACUCGACAACGAUCGAUUGUUCAACAAAAACUAACUUAUAAAGAACAUUUUCGUCAACAAUUAUAUGAAAAUAAACAUUUAUUGAUCAGUUCAAUUACUCUUCUUCUUCUUGCCUUACCUCGUUUGAUUAUUUCAAUGCUAUCGACAUGUACUGAAGCAACUCAAAAUCCAUGGCUAUAUCUUUCUAGUUAUUUCAUUGCGUUCAUUCCUUCAAUACUUAUCUUUACCAUAUUCGUCGUUCCUUCUACAUUAUAUAUGAAGACAUUUAAACAAUCGAUCAAUACUUAUCGACGAUAUAUCUGUCGACAAUAA
Messenger RNA from Adineta ricciae, 903 nucleotides. NCBI's taxonomy places the organism in Eukaryota, Metazoa, Rotifera, Eurotatoria, Adinetida, Adinetidae. The record is from the annotation of a GenBank genome assembly.